CUGAGGAAAGAUGUGUCGGUAGGCAGCAGCAGCAGCAUGUAAGUAAUUAGAUCCUAAAGCAGUGCCUGCUUCAAAGUCUGCGAAUUUCUGGAGUGAGGUUAAAACAACUUCAGCUACAGACAAUGAACUAUGUGGGUCAGAUUGCUGAAACCGUAUUUGGCACUGUAAAGAAGCUGUAUAAGGGUCUCAACCCUGCCACCCUGACUGGCUGCAUUGAUGUCGUUGUGGUAAGGCAGCCAGAUGGCUCCUUACACUGUUCACCUUUCCAUGUGCGCUUUGGGAAGCUACGUGUUUUGCGAUCCAGUGAAAAAGUGGUUGACAUAGAAAUCAAUGGGGAACCAGUCAAUCUGCAGAUGAAAUUGGGUGACAAUGGAGAAGCAUUUUUUGUCCAAGAAUCAGAGGAACAAAAGGAGACUCUCCCCACGUCUUUGUGUACAUCUCCCAUCCCCUCUGAGAAAAGUUCGGAUGCUGUCACCAGAUCUUCCAGCUUGUAUAGCAACCCUGAAGGUUUGGGCUCAGACACAGCUUUCCGUAAGAAGAGACGGAGAAAGAAGAAGCCAAGGAAGAGGGCAUCAUCUGCAGAUUCAACUUCAGAAGAAGAGGGGACUGAAAGUGAGCAACUUCUGGAGGAGAAGCGGAAACUGUUGACUUCCAGCAAUACAAUGUAUUAUUCAUUCACUGAUGUUCAGAAUGAAGAAGCUGGGACUUUGCAACCUCAGGAAGCCUAUCCCUAUUCUGAUGGAGAACUGCCUCCUCUGCAGAGCCUUUCUCCGAACUGCUCAUCAGCUCCAAAAAGUGAUUCUGAAUUGGAACUUCGAAAUCCUGAUCUGCUGCAUGGCUCCGAAUCACAUCUGCACUGGUCAUGGGGAAGAUUGCCAGAGGUGAGCAGAUCAGAACGAGUAGAUUCAACCAAACUCUCUGUGAGUGUCUCCACAACAGCAACCAUCACCCAAACAACCACCACUGUUCCAGUACGUGAGACAACCCAUUUUGUGGCCAUUGCUGGAGGCUCAGAAAGUGAUGCGUGCUUAGUGGACUCUGAUAAAACAUCAUACUCUCCAGUCGUUCCUAUUAUUAGGCCAACCCCUGUUUUCUCUGCUGGAAAUGGUUGUGCAGGGCAAGAGGCAUGUCCUUCCAUUCAGGUGCUUGACUGUAAUCUAGAGAUUACCACUAGCCUUCCAGAAGAUGGUCGAGGUGGAGCAGGAUCUGCAGAGAAUGAAGGAAUAACGUUCAUUGAGGAGACAACUGGAAAGACUGGGUCUUUGGAGGAAACUAGCUGGGUGGACAUAGAGCCUUGUAGCAGCCCAGAGGUCAGACAAGAGAAAAGGAAGAGUUCUUUGAAGAGAAGCCCUCAUCUGGGACCUACUGAUAUUUAUUUAGAAGAUCUCUCGAAUUUGGAUGCAGAACAAUUAGCACUUUAUUUUCCCAAAAGCGAUGCUGAGCUGAGCAGACAAACACAAAGUGAUCCUGGCAGCUUCUCUCAGAACCAUGUACUGGCCAGUGCUACUGUUGAUAACAGUUCAGACAAUAUUUUGGAGCCUAGGGCAUGCGGCCAGGUGCCCCCCGUUCUCCUAUCUGUCUGUGGAGGUCUUGGGGAUGAUGGGGAGUUAUCUCAUGCAGAGAAGUUUAUGAAACAUGUAGUCUCUUACCAAGAGUUUGCAGAGAAUCCAGCAAUUCUCGAUGAUCCAAAUCUGGUGAUACAGAUGCAUAAGAAGUAUUAUAACUGGGCAGUUGCAGCACCUAUGCUCCUCUCCCUACAGGCUUUCCAUAAAAACCUUCCAAAGAGUACUAUUGACAGACUAAUGAAGGAGAAGAUGCCCAAGAAAGGUGGCAGGUGGUGGUUUUCUUGGCGACGAAGAGAACUCUUGAAUGAGGAGAAAGCCAAUGCUGCAGGCAAGCAUCAGGAGGAGAACUCCCUUCAGAGGAGAGAAGAGACCUCAACCAGUGAUGACGAGUCCAUAUCCUCAGACCAUGGGGACCAAACUGUACCAGAUGCAAUCACACAGAAAUUCCUCCCAACCUACAAGAAAUCCCUACGGCUCUCUUCGGAUCAAAUUAAAAGUCUGAACCUGAGAGAUGGGCCCAACGAGGCAGUGUUUAGCGUGACCACUCAGUAUCAGGGCACAUGUCGCUGUGAAGCCACCAUCUACCUAUGGAACUGGCAUGACAAGGUGGUGAUCUCUGACAUCGAUGGAACCAUCACCAGAUCUGAUGCUCUAGGUCACAUCUUACCACAUCUGGGAAAAGACUGGACCCAUGAAGGCAUUGUUCAGCUGUUCCACAAAAUCCAUCUGAACGGAUACAAGUUUCUGUACUGCUCGGCCAGAGCGAUUGGAAUGGCACACAUCACCAAAGGCUACCUAGAAUGUGUCAAUGACCAGGGAUGGGUGCUUCCCAAAGGUCCCAUCCUGCUGGCCCCCAGCAGCCUCUUCUCUGCCUUUCAUAGAGAAGUCAUAGAGAAGAAGCCAGAGGUGUUCAAAAUUGCCUGCUUAACAGACAUCCAGAAUCUAUUUGGCUCUGGCAGGCAACCCUUCCAUGCUGCUUUUGGAAACAGAACAUUAUUUGAUGUCUAUGCAUACAAGAAAGUGGGUCUGCCAGAAUCUCGUAUAUUCAGCGUGAAUCCGAAGGGAGAACUGACUCAUGAACUCACCAAACUCCACAAAUCCACAUAUGGCCGGCUGGGUGAGGUGGUAGAGCUCCUCUUUCCAUCUAUUGGUGAAGAUACAAGUGCUUCUUUGGCUUGCCCAGAGUUCAGCCAGUUCUCUUACUGGAGAUCUCCACUUCCCACAGUUGACUUUGAAGAUUUUGCUUGAUGAUGCAGAACCAGCCUUCUUCACAAAGGCUCUUUAAAAGUUGGUCCUUGAGUCUAGCAGGAUGGACUGGAAGCAAACAUACUUUUCAACACUUCCCCACUAUGUGAAAUACUUGAGCUUUCAGAAAGGCUGCAGGCUUCUCUGGGAAAGAGCAUCUACGUCUGUAAUUUUCUUUCAUUUUCAAUGGAAAGGAGAUCUCGUAAUCCAAGAUUUAGCAAACUUGUUUAUGCUGUAUGACUGAAUGCAUCCCCUGUUCUGCAAAAUGGAUGCCUUUAUGAGGUCCUUCAGUAGUUGAAUUGUCUCCUCUAUCCAUGGUUGGUGAGAAAUUUGAUGGAAUGUUAAUAAAAGUUGUUAGUCCUUCCACAACCACAACCUUAAAAAAAUUAUUCAGGUCCCCCACACUCUCAUUUGCUGAUUGCUUAAAUAAGAGCCAUGUGAUUUGAAGGGAAAAGUGGGGAGAACCUCUUAGAGGUGGUUAUUUUAGUGGUGUGAUAUGUUAUGGGUGAGAUGAAUUAUUUGCUUCAUAUUAUGUCUCUGGUUGCACUGGAUGACUGUUAUUAGAUAAUGACUGAUAUUCACCAGUGACAUACUAUGUUUCUGGAUGCUAAGGGUUUAGUAUACAUGAAUGCUUACUGAUUGCCUCUCCAAGUCUGAUUGUGCUUAAUAAGCCAUUUAUUGCUAUGGCUUCAUCCAAUUCAUCCUACAGAACUUUGGAAUUUGUGGUAUGGUGGUACGGUAGCAGUCUGUGCUAGAGAAUUCAGAACACACACCCUUGAAUUAAAGCACAGGAUCCAAAGUAUAACACUAACAUACAAUUCCCAGGGUUUUGUAGGACUAAACUGCCAUAAUUGCAGAGACAGAUAAUGUGUGUGUAUUUCUCCUUCCUCAUACUGCUGAAGGUGAUUGUGACAGAAGCAGUGUUGAACAUAGUAUGUGUCUUGCUAAAAUCUCUUAUGAGGUUCUGUAAUACUUCAAGCAAGAUGAAUUCUCCAGGGCCAUACGUGUGACAUUUGACCAGUGAUGAGCGUAGGCCAGAAGACUUGGAUACCUCUGUCCUACUACUUUCAGCUCUACAUAAACAAUUGUGUCUCUUGCCUGUCUGAUUCCAGUAACAUCUGCUUUCAAAGGAACUUUUCAUUGUGAUAAACUGUCUCCUUUUUGAAAUA
Messenger RNA from Pogona vitticeps (central bearded dragon), 3979 nucleotides. The record is from RefSeq and is a predicted model, not a curated record. NCBI's taxonomy places the organism in Eukaryota, Metazoa, Chordata, Lepidosauria, Squamata, Agamidae.